AUGGAAGUAACAGUUACAAGGGCUCCUGACGCUGUAGCGCCUACUGAUACCACCUCCCCUCAAAUCCCUUAUCGUCUACCAGGUUGUGCUAAGUCUGAAGUGUCAAUCACUCUUGCGAUUAUCCCUCCCUCGCGACCACUGACUCCCCAACAAGAGGACGAACAGCCAGCAUCCCCCUACCCUUCCCAGACCCUCUUUCCAACCUCCCCAAUCACACGCACUCGCAGUGGUUCGAUUGCAUCCUCCUUUGACAUAGCAAGCGACUCCGAAGCGUACCUGAACUCGGCCGCAACUUCGGUCACAGAUAUCUCACUUGCUACGGACACCAGCGACAUCGCCUCACCAGAUACGACCAUCUACCACAUCUAUCGUAACGGCAGUGCACAUAAUAACCUCAGUAUUCAUACGGUCAAGGACUCGACUCUGAAAGAGACAUUGCAAGAGCCCGAUGGCCCCCCAAUUAUCAUUGACAAGGGCGACCCAAUCUCAACCCGCAUCAGCAAGUUCAAGAAUCGGAAGUCCAAGUUGCCAGCGAAGAAGGUGAAGGUCGAAGAUCCAGAGAUGGAUCCACGUAAAGCCACGUACUACAUGCAUUCCCCAAUGAUAUAUUGGCGUUGCCCAGCACAAACUUUGCGGUUCGGACACAACAAGACGGCUCCGAUUGUCUGUUUAGUGGAAGGAGGUUGGUUCUGGAGGACCUGGAGAAUGGACUUUGUUGUCCCAGAGAAGGAAUCGAAGAAAUCGGGGAAGCAGAAUCGCAUUGACAGUGGCUUCGCUGGUGGCGAGGAUAAGGGCAAAUCUGGGAAAGAGUGGAAGAGCUUAAAUGAACCGGGGGUUAUCGACCCACGAGGCGUUCUGGCGUCUAAAUAUCCACUUAGGCUCUCAGGGCAUAGAAAGGGGGAGAGUGGAAAGAAAUAUCUAACCGAACGCGCCGAACGACAAAAGGCGAAGGGCGCACCACCGGAUCAGCAAUUGAAGCGGUCAAAAAGCUUUUCCGAUACCGCCCGACGCAUCUUCCGUUUGAAUACCGCUUCGCCAACUUCAAAGCCUAAAGGCGAAGAAAAAGUUACAACAGAAGCGAAAACCGGAGACACGGCUGAGCCCACAACUGAACCCACAACUGAGUCUACCACUGAAACCACAACUGAGCCCACAACUGAGCCUACAACUGAGCCUACAACUGGGUCUACAACUAGGCCUACAAGGGAAGAGGAAAUUGAGUCGAUGCUCCCAUCCGGUCCUAAGCCAGAAGACCUGCCCGACCACCUAAAGCCUGAGACUUUAGAGGAAGGGAGCCUGCUGAUGAAGUGGUCCGGUUGGCUCACUCGGGAAUACGACUUCAAGUGGAGGGGUAUAGAAUUUGUAUGGAAAGGAACCGGCACGGUCCGGGACGAGAAGAAGUAUUGGGGUUCUUUGUCCCGACUCAGUCACCUGAAGCUCGUGGCAAAGUUCCCCGAGGAACCAGAAGAGGAAGUAGAAGGGGUCACCGCCACCGAGACCAAAGGCGAUAAAAAGGGGCCCCAAAUCACAAUACGUCGACAAAAUAGUUUCUCUAGUUUCGUCUCUACGAUCUCUAGGAAAUGCUCGAACGCUAGCCAAUUGUCUGUUAGCGGCGGCGGAAAGCCAAGAGGCCACCGCGAGGUCGUGGUUGCGAAAUAUACCUGUUUGCUCGCCAAGAGGAAGUGCGGGCGAUUGGUAAUAUAUGAGAAGGCGCUGAGGGAAACGACGUAUUUGACUUUGGAGGGACAUAAUCCGGAUGUUGCGAGGGAGAGACUUAGACAUGUUGUUAUUGCUACGGGACUUUGCAUGUUGCAGGCUGAGAAGCAAAAACGGGAUGUAAUAAAGAGGAUUAUCGAGAUGGGUGUGCCCGAGGUUUCGAAUGUUGCUGGGUAGUUCUUCCAGUUAUACAUUAGCAUUAAUUCUAUAUUGGUAUCUACGUCUCUACCACCACAGGUGAAACCUCCUCUGAGUAGCUGGGUAUUUGUGGAUUGCAGGCCAGAAGAGCUAGUUCCCCCAAUAUAUACCAACUACGCCGAGAAGCUUCUCCCUCCCUCUCCCCCUCUGCCAAGGGCCAGACAGUGAUCCAAACCCACCCCCCGACCCGGGCAGUGCUAAAACCCACCCAGGCCGGGGAGCCGGGUGGAUCGCUCACAGUUGAUCAACAAGAGAUAUUUCCAGACUCAGCUGUAACUAGCCCACCCCGAGCCCACCAAUACAAAGAGACAAUUCGGUGCAAGAUUACUAUUUGGUCGCCUCGGUGGCAUUACUGCUAAAGGCAUACGGUACACAUAUGGAAGUUCCCGGACCCUAUACCAUCCAGGUACUCGAGACGCACGAGCAGCUCUUUCCCAUUUUGACCACCCACCCCAGUUCGGCAUUUGCGAGACAACGUGAGGAUUCAACCCCCUCAUACCAUUUCCGGCAAUUCUCGGGAAAUGUGGUUGUACUAUGUACGAGAUAAUACAGCUUAAUAGAUGUUACCGACACGGCAGGGCGGCGGUUCCAUUUUGACGCCGGUUACCGCGGCGAGAGCAUUGAUAAACUGCUUACAGUACUGUAUGGGUAGUAGUCCUCCGUGUGCGUAGACUACAGCAACUGGGCUGGAACUCAUAACUCAUGAUUACUCAAGCACAUUCUUAUGACAUGUUGAUCUUGAUUCUUAUAAAAGUUAAUAGCAAUGUAAAAAAAUUUAAAGGAAAA
Messenger RNA from Tuber melanosporum (Perigord truffle), 2700 nucleotides. RefSeq lists its product as uncharacterized. The record is from RefSeq and is a predicted model, not a curated record. NCBI's taxonomy places the organism in Eukaryota, Fungi, Ascomycota, Pezizomycetes, Pezizales, Tuberaceae. Bases 1 to 1893 code for a protein of 630 amino acids. The transcript is spliced from 2 exons.